AUGCGCGUGUUGCACGAGCGGGAGGUGCAGCGGCUGCAGCUCGAGAUUCGGCGGCUGCAGUCGUCGGACGAGCGGCAAACGGAGUCGGACAUGCGCUCGCUCUCGCCUGUUGAACCGCCGCCUCCGGCACCGGCGCCGGCCAGCCGCAGCGCCAGCGACGGCCUCGACCCGAUGGGGGAGCGUGGCGGGUCGUUCGGAGCCACGCGAGCACCGAGGAUGUGUCCUGAUGUUGCAGCCUUCUCUGAGCUACCGCCUCCUGAGCGACUCGUGUAUGCCAUCACCGGCACCGCGGCGCGCACCGGUGGCUCGCUCGGCGUCGCUGCCAGUCUCACAGCCAGCCAGGCUCCCUUCGUCGCGGCUCUACGGCGCAAGGACAAGCGCAACGCAGCUCUUUGGUAG
Emiliania huxleyi CCMP1516 is the source of this 399-nucleotide messenger RNA. RefSeq lists its product as hypothetical. Lineage: Eukaryota; Haptophyta; Isochrysidales; Noelaerhabdaceae. The record is from RefSeq and is a predicted model, not a curated record. The coding region runs from base 1 to 399 and encodes 132 amino acids. The transcript has 3 exons.